Trichoderma asperellum CBS 433.97 is the source of this 1730-nucleotide messenger RNA. RefSeq names its product riboflavin kinase (gene FMN1). The record is from RefSeq and is a predicted model, not a curated record. Gene Ontology annotation, molecular function: riboflavin kinase activity. NCBI's taxonomy places the organism in Eukaryota, Fungi, Ascomycota, Sordariomycetes, Hypocreales, Hypocreaceae. Gene Ontology annotation, cellular component: mitochondrion. Gene Ontology annotation, biological process: riboflavin biosynthetic process; FMN biosynthetic process.
CAUCCAGACGGCAAAUCACGUCACAAAAAAUGAUAGAACGACAUACUCGGACGUCUCCGCAGAUAAAAGACAGUACAAGGUUGCAUGAAGAUGAGUCCGUACUGCCUGCAUUGAUUCCAAUCAUUGGACAGACCUCGGGCGUUUCGGGCCGCAACGUCGUGAUUAACUCCAUUCCGUCGGAUCCAACCAUCCGAGGCGGAAAUGGUCAUAUAAUACCACUCCGCUUCCCACCUCGGUCGAGCUCAUAUUUUUUCUUCUUCACCCCCCCUUCCAGCUACUUUAUCGAUCCCGCAGCUUUUGAUCGUUUUCAUCUCGGCUUCUUUCAUCUGUCAACUCUCGGCAAUUGCUACCACAACACCAAACCCAUCUAGGCGGACCAUAUCCCAAAGGCAAAAACAAGGCUUCAAACCAGCAGCAAUGGCCUCCAACUCCGCCGCAGUCUUUGGCUCGACCGGCCUCGUCGGCUCCUUCAUCCUGUCCAACCUCCUCGCCACCGGCCCCUUCAAGCCCGUCACCACCAUCGCCCGCCGCGCGCCAAAGGCCGAGUCGCCCAACCUCAACUCCAUCGUCGACGCCGACACCAACAAGUGGCCCGCCACGCUCAUCGGCCUCUCGCCCGCGCCGCACGUCACCUUCUCCGCCAUCGGCACCACCCGCGCGGCCGCCGGCGGCAUCGAAAACCAGUGGAAAAUUGACCACGAUCUCAACGUCGAGGUUGCGCGCGCCGCGAAGCAGGCCGGCGUCAAGACCUUUGUCUUCAUCUCCAGCGCCGGCUCCGAUGGCCUCCUGGCGGCGACGUCGCCCUAUAGCAAAAUGAAGAAGGGCGUCGAGACGACGAUCAAGGAGCUCGAAUUCGACCAGGGCAUCAUCGUGCGGCCGGGCUUCAUCUUGGGCGAGCGCGAGCAGGGCCGCUUCGUUGAGGGCCUCCUCAAGGGGUUUGUGCACGGCUUGAGCUACCUCGGCUUACAGGACAAGAUUGGGCAAGAGGCCGAGGUGAUUGCGCGAGCCGCCAUUCGGGCCACACAGCUGGCUGAUGAAGGCAAAGCUCCAAGCAAGCACUGGGUACUUGGCCAGAGCGACAUUCCUCAAACUCAACUCAAUCACUACAACACACUCAUCACCAUGGCCGCCCGCCCCGAAAUCAUCGGCUCUGAAGCCGGCCCUGAAAAGCCUUACCCUUACAAGAUGGAAGGCAAAGUCAUUUCUGGCUUCGGCCGCGGUUCCAAGGAGCUCGGCAUCCCAACCGCCAACCUCCCCGUCGACGACGCCCUCACCCCCUGGAUCGCAAACAUCCCCUCGGGCGUCUACUUCGGCUUCGCCUCCCUCGCCCUGCCCGCCUCCCACCCAGACAAGCCAUCCUCUACCGCGGCGGAGGGCGCAUUCACCGUCUUCCCCAUGGUCAUGUCCAUCGGCUACAACCCCUUUUACAAAAACACGGUCCGCAGCGCAGAGGUCCACAUCCUGCACAAGUUUGGCCAGGACUUUUACGACGCCCACAUGCGCCUCCUGAUCCUGGGCUUCAUCCGCGAGGAGAAGGACUACAAGAGCCUGGAGGCGCUGAUUGAGGACAUCAACUUUGAUUGCGAGGUGGCCAAGAAGAGCCUUGCGAGGGAGGCUUGGGGAGAGAAGAGAGGGAAAUCACAUAGACAGGGCGAGAGAAGAGCGCCGCAAAAUAUUCUUGGAUGAGAUAAAAUAUUCAAUAAAUAGCCAUAAAACGUUGUACUAGCCAU